AUGAUGCCUCGUCCUACAAACCCACCAUUAGCGGGAAUCUACGGUCAGCUACCGUCGCAACAGGCCAGCAAUAUUCUGGCACAGCAACAGUUGCUGCUGCAGCACCGAGAAGUAGAGUAUUUUUAUGCCUACGUGGGCGAAUCCGAGCACUCCAAAGUGGGCCAUUGGAUUGUGCUGGAGCCGGAUAAAACGUUAAGUUUGGAAAAUCUUAGAGGUUAUUAUUCGACAUGCUUUGGUAUCAAAUACAAUCAGGUUGGUAGCAAUAAUCAGGUUGAAAGUAAGUAUGUACCGUACCGGAAUGGUUAUUUUCAAUUCGCACCCGGACUGGAUAUGAAUAAUACGAGGUUUGUCGCUUAUUACUACAACGAUGUGGGUGAUAUAAAUGCUUUCAUGGCGCUGACCGGAGACAACAACUGUAGUCCAGGAACGGUUCCUUCCAUAGAACUUAAAAAAGAGCAGACGGCUCAAUCGGAGCGAAACGAUUUGUCGUUUCUGCAUCAAUCGUUCGAUGAGGCGAACGUGAUGCAACGGGGAGCUCAAAGUACUCCUAAACCGGUAAAAUUCAUGCCUGUUGUAGAGAACGUGUCAUCUACAUCGGACGUUAUUUUAAACGAAAAAACGAUUGAAGUUAUUUCAGUUCACGACUCGCAAUUAAACGAUACUGUGCAAAACCUUCCACCGCCUCCUCCAGGUCCACCACAGCUUCCCGCUACUCCAAUUGUAGCAAAGCCUGCGAUAGCCGGCAUAAAGGCAAAACUUGGCCCUAGCGUUUCUUCGACUUCCGACCUAGAGUACCAAAAGAAAACCAUUAAACUUAGCAACAGAAUCAAACAAGAGCCAAAGGUCGAAAGUAAUUUCAACACUCAUGGGAGGGAGAAAAAACCGAUCACGAUUAAAGUGGAAACGGCUCCGAAAGAUAAGAACAUGCUAAACCGCUAUCAGGCUACCCGUUCGCAAAAGACAGCGAAUGUAAACGAUAAAACACCGUUAAAAAUCACUUUGAAACGACAGGGACGUUGCAUACAACGUGAUUCCAAGAUAUUAAAGAUCGAGGAUGAGAAAGGCCGUACAACUGCUCUUCUGACUAAGCGCAAAUGGGCUGGCAAGGAGAGUGUUACGCACGACACCAGAAAACGGCGCUACGAGUCGGAUGAAGAUUCUAAAGGGGACAGAAACGAGAAGCGUCGCAGAUUGAAUUCGCACGCGCGCCCAGUCCGCCGGCAGCUAGAGCCAACCGUUGUCUUCGAAGAUAAUUAUCGUACGCUAAAUAUUUUACUGGUUGGUUUCCGCUCCAAUCCACCGGUGAUUCACGAAACAACUAACUAUUUUAGCGAUUUUGGUGUCGUUACAAACCUCGAACUGUUCACGCUGGAUAAUCGCGAUAACACGCCCGAGUAUUACGCCUUCAUGAAGAUUCGUACGGACGCUGCCGUAUCGCUGUUCGCCGAUCGGCACCUAUACAACGGCUCCGUCAUCUACGCAAUCCGGGUCGACGACAGUCGGCUGCCGUCGCGAGUCGGUUGUAAAAUUUGCGAUUACCAAGGACUGAACGUCGCCUAUCUGAACUACCACAUGGAGGGCCAGGUUCAUCAAUCACGGCUGAAGAAGCGGCUGGAAUCGCUGGCCAGUUCCGCCGGCAACGUGUACCGGGACAGCUACUAUCGGAUCACGUACGACGAGCUGUACGUGCAGUAUCCCAAUGAUGCCGUUCACGAAAUCGUUCGCAACGACUACUGGAAACGGGUGCGCAGUCAAUCCGGCAACCAUGGAACGGCAAUUUUUGCACCCUCCAAUCUGCACUACAAAAUUGAAAAGGGACGUAACUAUUGA
Molecule: messenger RNA, 1830 nt
Organism: Sabethes cyaneus
Lineage: Eukaryota; Metazoa; Arthropoda; Insecta; Diptera; Culicidae
Exons: 2
Coding region: 1-1830 (609 amino acids)
Source: RefSeq, a predicted model, not a curated record